AUGAGAAAUUUGGAGUGCCAAAUGGGACAGCUUGCCAGUGCUCAAAACACUAGACCAGCUGGAGCUCUUCCAAGUGACACUGAAGCUAAUCCUAAGACACCCCUUAAUGCCGUGUCGUUGAGGAAUGGGAGACAAUUAGAAGAAGUUCAGUCUAAAAAGAGGAAACAUGUGACUUUUAAUGAGAGGCCAGCCACUAUAGAAUCAACAUCAGAAAAAUCUAAGGAGUCAGAGAAGCUAGCUGGAGAGGCGGUGGCUGAGCAACCCCCACCAUUGGUUGCAAGGACACCACCUCCGUUCCCUCAAAGAUUGCAGAAAUACAUCAAGGACAUAGUGGCAAAUAAAAGGAGGCUGACCGAGUUCGAAACUGUGGCACUCACUGAGGAGUGCAGUUCAAGAAUUCAAGGCAAGUUACCUCAUAAAUUGAAGGAUCCAGGUAGUUUCACUAUCCAAAUCUCGAUUGGUAAACAUGCUGUUGGGCGAGCUUUAUGUGAUCUUGGAGCGAGCAUCAAUUUGAUGCCACUAUCUGUGUUCAGACGGUUGGAGUUGGGUGAGCCACACCCAGCAACAAUUAUCUUACAGUUGGCUGAUCGCUCCCUUGCUCAUACUGAAGGAGUGAUUGAAGAUGUGUUAGUUCAAGUGGGUUCUUUUAUAUUCCCAGCUGAUUUCAUUAUCUUGGAUUACGAGCCUGAUCAGGAAGUCCCGUUUAUUUUGGGGCGUCCAUUCUUAGCCACGAGCUGA
Molecule: messenger RNA, 738 nt
Organism: Nicotiana attenuata
Lineage: Eukaryota; Viridiplantae; Streptophyta; Magnoliopsida; Solanales; Solanaceae
Exons: 2
Coding region: 1-738 (245 amino acids)
Source: RefSeq, a predicted model, not a curated record